AUGAGCAAAAUUUCUAAAGAAGCAUUUGAAUAUCUCAAUAAAAUGAGAUAAAAUCCUUAGAUCGCUAUCCCAAAGUUACAGGAACAUCUUAAGUUGUUUAAAGGAAAUGUAGUAUAUAAACCAGGAGAAAUUCCUUUACAAACUAAUGAAGGGCCAAAAGUUGUCAAUGGUUUAUAAUUUAUGCUAUUAAUAUCUCAGAAUGCAUCUAGUUCUUAUAGAAUCAAAAACCAGUUGGUCCAUUAACUUGGAGUAAGGGUUUGGAGUGUGCAGCAAGAGAUCAUGUAAAAGAUACAGGACCAAAAGGUGUUACAGGCCAUACCGGUACAGAUGGAUCAUCAAUGAGUGAUAGAAUAGAAAGAUAUGGUGAGUGGGAUGUGACAAUAGGAGAAAACAUCAGUUAUGGUCAAACAACUGGUGAAGAUGGUAAUAAUAUCCAUUUAUGAGCUUAGUCAUCAUUUAAUUGAUAAUUGAUGAUGGAGUAUCAUCUAGAGGACAUAGAAAAAACUGUUUUAAAGCAGAAUUUGGAGCAGUAGGUAUUUUUGAUGGUGAUCAUAAAUAAUUCAAAACCCAAUGUGUUUUUGAUUUUGCAGGCUCUUUCCAAGACAAAGCUGGCAUAGAUGCUGGUAGUGGAAAUACUUAAUAAGGAGUAGCACCAUAAAGAGAGGGAGGUCAAAGUGCCCCUAUGCAAUCCAAAGAAUAAGCAGCCCCUGCAAAAGCAUAAUCUAAAGAUCCCAAUGACAAAAUUGUCAAAGACGCUUUUGAUUAUUUGAAUUAAGUUAGAUAAAAUCCAACACUGCCCAUAACAAAAUUAUAGGAUCUGAUGAAGUUAUUCAAGGGUAACGUUCUUUAUAAGCCUGGAGAGAUACCAUUAUAAACAAAUGAGGGUACCAAAGUUAUCCAAGGUAUAAAUAACGAAUAAUUCUAUAGAAUUAAUUGCAUUUUUAUAAAAACAAUAGCCUUUAUAACCUUUGUCAUACGAAAAGGGAUUGGAACAAGCUUGUAUUGAUCAUGUGAAUGAUACAGGUCCAAAAGGUGUAUGUGGUCACACUGGUACUGAUGGAUCAUCUCUAUCUGACAGAAUUGAAAGGUAUGGAGAAUGGAAUGGCAAAAUUGGAGAGAAUAUCAGCUAUGGACAAAAGAAUGGGUAGGAUGUGAUCAUUCAAUUACUAAUUGACGAUGGAGUGAGUACAAGAGGACAUAGAAAAAACUGUUUUAGUCCUGACUUCUUCUUAGUUGGAAUUGCAGCAGGAGAUCAUAAACAAUAUUAAACUCAAUGUGUAUUUGAUUUUGCAGGUGAAUUCACUCCAAAGGGAGCAUAAGGAUAAAAGCCUAAAGCAUAAUAAUAAUCUUAACCCUAUAGCAUGAAAGAUUAAAUGAAGAAUAUGAUGUUAGGAGCCAAAGGUGGAAAUGAUGCUCAAGCCCCUCAAAAUUAGGAAGAAGGUAUCUUAUUAGAUUUAAUUUAGAAAAACUUCCGCCUGGAUGUGUUUCAGUUAGUACUUCAACUGCUGUCACUAUUAAGAAUGGGUAAAAAAUUACAAAAAUAACAAAGACAUAUAAAUUAAAAGAUGGAUCAAGCAAAACAUCAGUCUAAACUUUAACUGAAGGUUGA
This is a messenger RNA of Paramecium octaurelia, 1609 nucleotides long. NCBI's taxonomy places the organism in Eukaryota, Ciliophora, Oligohymenophorea, Peniculida, Parameciidae. The record is from the annotation of a GenBank genome assembly.